AUGGUGCAAUCAAAUGAAGUUAAGAGGUUACUAAAGAAAGCUCCUUCUUUUGUGAAGGAUACCCCAUUGGAUAGGUUUUUUGAAAGACUCGAUGGGGAAUUUUUUUCUAAAAUAACACACUUUCAGAAACUGGACAAUUAUAACGUUACACUAUACGAGUACCUUGGACUUGAAGAUAAUAAGCAGUUUGUUAUAAAAUUAUGUUCUUAUAUUGAUGAAUUACACAAGCUCGUUUUGAAAAACCAAGACAUUAUUAGAGAAAAGAGUAGCGAUUUGUUACCAAUUUCUUUGCAUGAUCUGCAAUACGUAGACGGUUUGUUGAAUUUGAUCAUAGUCCAUGGCUUUGAUGCAAAUAUACAAGAUACUAUCAGGAUUCCCUUAGAAGGCAAGAAUUUAGCCAACUUCAAAAAUACAGACAGAAAAUAUGUCAUUCCCCCGAACCAUGAAAGAAAUACUCAGACCCUAUCAAUGGUUACCUGUUUGUUCUACGACCAAUUAGUCCAAUCAAAAAAGAUCAAUUCCUCUGACUACUUCAGGUCUAUUUUAUUAAAGGGCUCCAUGUAUACGAAUACAUACAUCGGAUUAUUAGCACUAUUUAUCGAAUCACACAGUGACACGGAUCGUGAAAGACUUGAAAAGCUAGAAUCCAUUCAAGAAACAUACACCUUAUUUUCGAUUUAUACACUCCUUACGCAGACAAUAACGCUGAAGGAGGCAAAAGAUUAUAUUUUAGAAAAAUUAACCACUUUGACGAUACGAAGAGAAUCUGAUGGGCUGUUAAGUCUAGUUGAUUUUAUUCUAGGUGUAAGAGAGGAUGAGCAAGUAGACCCGGAGAAAAUUAACCGAGUGCACCAAAUUAUUAUGUCAAGGCCGAGUAGCAUACCAAAUCAAGUGUACCUUUCUAAGCUAUUCAAUCAAAUAUACGACUGUCUUACUUACGUUAAUAGACCAUUAUUGAUCAAUGUAUUGAAUGGAAUGGUAACUGCCUUCUUCCUUAGGAACAAAAAGAUUGUGAAAGAUUUUCUUUUCAGACGGAUUUACGAAACCCUUUUCAAUGUUCCAUUGAAGAAUCAUUCGUGUAAGUCAUUGAAUGAUAACAUCAACAUUUUAAUUUCACUCUCUAAAAAUUCCUCCAUUGAGGUUAUCUGUGAAUUAGUCGCCGGAUUAGAUGAACAGCAAUUCUGCUUGAAUCUAUGGAUAUAUUCUCUAUUUCUGAAAAAGGAGCAGAAAAUAGAUCCUCUCUAUGCCAAUAAGUUGAAAAAGGACAAUGGUACCCCCUACUUUGAAGUCGUUCUAUCUUUAUUAAAGACAUUCAUUGUUUUAACGGAAAAGUAUGAUAUUCUGAAAUAUCUAAGUUCAAAUCUCCUAAACUAUGAUCAUGAAGAAUGGGAGUAUCGUAUUGAACUGGAGACGCAACUGCCCUAUAUUGCCAUAAAAGAAGGAUCUGAUAUUGAUGUCAGAUUUGAAGAAAACCAAGCUAACAAACUGGCGCAGAUUUCUGGCAUGUUUAAGGAUAUUGACAUAUCCGUUAAUCUAUUUGUUAACUUACUUCAUUUGUUAAAUAAGGAAGAUACUGUACGGACUAUGUUUCUUUUCCUUCUCAGAAGAUGGACAGACUCACGGCUUGAAAAGGAGACUCCAACGGUGAAGAAUGUGACUACAUCUAAUAACAUCUUUUUAAUCAUUGAUCUGAAGCUUUUGGAGAGCUUAAAUAAGGAAUUCAAAUCAGAUAUCAUUAAAAGACCAUCUGAUAUUUUAGGGUUGUUACACGAACUUAUUCCCUUCGUAACGCAGAAAGAUGGCGAUGGACAAUUGCAGUCAGAUGACGAGGAUUCAGACGAUGAAGAUGCUGAUGUGGAUGCAACUGAAGAUAUUGUUCCUGUUCACUUCUUAAUUGAUCUAUUAAACGCAGUAUUGGAAGGAUGCUCUGACAAGGAUCUGUUACAGGAGAAAAAAGUGCUGACAUCUAUCUCAGGAAGAUUACUCAAUCACUCUACUGAAUUUGAGAGUUUUAAAGAGGUUGGGCAGAAAAUCGAUAAGAUACUAAGAAAUGAAGAUUCCUUUCAUUCUGACAAAGUGGAUAACCAUGCAGAAUCCAUAAAUCAAGACAUUUUAGACAAGGCUCUCGUUGAUUUGAGUGACCCAUUGGCGCCAAUAAAAGCUAGUGGACUGAGAGAGUUGCGUACAUUAGUUGAAAAGAAAUCUUCUGUGAUUUCUUUGGACAGAGUUGUAAUUUUACAUUUAGAAUAUUUAAAACAUCCUGAUCCUUAUAUUUAUUUGAAUUCUAUCAAAGGGUUAACGGCGCUAUGUGAAAUUAAUGGUAAAACAGUUUUAAGCAAAUUGAUUGAAGUUUACGGAGACACGAAGAAGAAUAAAUUGGAUACCAUUUUAAGAGUAGGUGAAGUGUUUAUUAGUUACAUACAAAUCGAGAACGAGUUAUUCCAGGGAACCAAUGCCAAUUUAAUCAUAGAUGCAUGCAUUGAAAAAAUUAGACAAAAGGGCAAAUUGGAUAACAGACUUCGUAUGUCAGCUAUGUCGAUUUUAGGUGUAUGCUUACAAGUUAAUGCAAAGGGGAUUGAAUCAAGGAUUACGGAAAUGUUGGACUGUGUUUUUGGGAUCCUACAGUUGGAGACAUCUACUAGUAGUGGUAGCAGCAGUAGUAGUAGUAGUGGCGAUAGAGACGACUCCUUCAUAAUGAGAAGAAGUGCCAUCCAUCUUAUCCACGAUUUGAUGUACAACUCUGGUUUAUCAUUAUUACCCAAAGAGUACAAUAAGGAAAAACUAGACAAUCUAUUAGCCUAUGCUCGCGAAAAGGAAUCGGACUACUUGGUAUGUGAGCAAAUUGACGAAGUUCUAGAGAUAUUACAAGAUCUGGAAAUCAGAGAAAUGGAAGAAAUGGAUUAA
Messenger RNA from Kazachstania africana CBS 2517, 2904 nucleotides. It is a transcript of the gene RTP1, whose product is annotated as Rtp1p. The transcript has a single exon. Gene Ontology annotation, biological process: protein secretion. The record is from RefSeq and is a predicted model, not a curated record. Bases 1 to 2904 code for a protein of 967 amino acids. Lineage: Eukaryota; Fungi; Ascomycota; Saccharomycetes; Saccharomycetales; Saccharomycetaceae.